Acaulospora colombiana is the source of this 498-nucleotide messenger RNA. NCBI's taxonomy places the organism in Eukaryota, Fungi, Glomeromycota, Glomeromycetes, Diversisporales, Acaulosporaceae. The record is from the annotation of a GenBank genome assembly.
GACGCAAAUGAGGCAGUAUUGGCUGCGCUGAGGGCAGGGUUCCGGCAUGUAGACACUGCUCAAGCAUAUCGAAAUGAAGAAACUGUCGGUUCUGCAAUCCAUGAGUGGUUUGGUGACGAUGAUUCCGCGACUUACCAAGCAAGCCGGGCCGUUGAAAAUGAUCUUUCUCCCUCUGAUGCAAGCGAAACAAGUUCUUCGAGAAGAAAAGAUAUUUGGGUGACCACUAAAUACAUUGGUGAUGAUGUCGGUCCUUUGGAGUCGUUGAAAGAAAGCCUCAAAAAGUUACAAUUGAACUAUGUAGAUCUAUAUCUCGUUCAUAGACCCGAAGUUCUUGUUGGGAAAAGAGAAGAGUGGUGGCGAGAAUUUGAGAAAGCGAGAGAACUUGGAUUGGCAAAGAGCAUUGGAGUCUCAAACUUCCAGCAAGACGACCUCCAAGAGCUGUUGAAGAUAGCAAAAGUCAAGCCUGCGGUGAACCAAGUGAGCAGACAAGAGGUUCAA